Messenger RNA from Columba livia (rock pigeon), 4454 nucleotides. RefSeq names its product patatin like phospholipase domain containing 6 (gene PNPLA6). Bases 114 to 4202 code for a protein of 1362 amino acids. Gene Ontology annotation, molecular function: phosphatidylcholine lysophospholipase A1 activity. Gene Ontology annotation, biological process: phosphatidylcholine metabolic process. The transcript has 37 exons. The record is from RefSeq and is a predicted model, not a curated record. Gene Ontology annotation, cellular component: endoplasmic reticulum. Lineage: Eukaryota; Metazoa; Chordata; Aves; Columbiformes; Columbidae.
GUCACGCGCGGGGAGGCGGAGCCGCCUUAAAGGGACCAUGACCCCGCGGGGGCCGCCCAGGCCGGAGCGGGACGCGGGGCGGCGACCGGCGGCCGGUUUUUGCAUGGGCGGCCAUGGGGCAGCGCGGGUCGGAGCCGCAGGAGGACGCCGAGGAUGUGUCCCCGACGGCUGAGGAGCAGCUGCCCACGGGCGCGGUGCUGGGGACCGUGCUCAUCCUCGGCCUCGUCAUCGUCACCGUCGCCGCCGCCAUCGUCAUCCUGGUCCGCCGGCUGCGCCUUAAGAAAAUCCCGGCUCAGGGGACACCCAAAUAUCGCUUCCGAAAAAGGGACAAGAUGCUUUUCUACGGCCGCAAGAUCAUGCGCAAGGUGUCCCAGUCGACGUCCUCGCUGGUGGACACCACCAUCUCCAGCACCUCGCGCCCGCGCAUGAAGAAGAAGCUGAAGAUGCUCAACAUCGCCAAAAAGAUCCUGCGCAUCCCCAAGGAGGUGCCGACGCUGCAGCUGAAGGAGCCGCCGCCAUCGGUGCUGGAGGCCGAUCUGACCGAGUUCGACGUGGCCAAUUCCCACCUGCCCUCCGAGGUGCUGUACAUGCUCAAGAACGUGAGGGUGCUGGGUCACUUUGAGAAGCCGCUGUUCCUGGAGCUCUGCCGUCACAUGGUGUCCCUCCAGUGCCACCAAGGUGACUACGUGUUCCGGCCCGGCCAGCCCGACACCAGCAUCUACGUCCUGCAGGACGGCAAGUUGGAGCUGUUCCUCACCGAGCCGGACGGGCAGGAGACGGUGAUGAAGGAGGUGUUCCCCGGGGACAGCGUGCACAGCCUGCUCAGCAUCCUCGAUGUCAUCACGGGCCACCAGCGGCCAUACCGCACGGUGUGUGCCCGCGCGGCCGAGGACUCCACGGUGCUACGGCUGCCGGUCGAGGCUUUUUCAGCCGUGUUCGAGAAGUACCCGGAGAGCCUUGUGCGGGUGGUACAGAUCAUCAUGGUGCGUCUGCAGCGCGUCACCUUCUUGGCAUUGCACAAUUAUUUGGGGUUGACCAACGAGCUCUUCAGCCACGACAUGCAGCCGCUGCGGUUGUUCCCCCAGCCCGGCCACGCCGCCCGCACCAGCCCCGUGCGCCACGGCAAGCGGGGGCUCGGGGGGGCCGAGGAGCCAGGGGACACGCUGAAAAGCGGGGCGCUGGAGACGCCCCCCCCGGCGCCACAGCUGAGCCGCUGCAUCUCCAUGCCUGUGGACAUCUCCGGCAUCCAGAGGGGCCCCCGCUCCGACUUCGACAUGGCGUACGAGCGCGGGCGCAUCUCCGUGUCGCUGCAGGAGGACGGCGCCGCCGCCGCCAUGGCCGCCUUCGCGCGGUCCGUGUCCCACGAGCCCAAGGAGCGCAGGUCGGGGCCGGCGGAGGAGCAACCGUCGGGCGUCCACCAUUCCAGUGAGGACGAGCUGGCCGGCGGGGACUGUCCCUUCGGGCCCUACCAGGGCCGCCAGCCCGGCGCCAUCUUCGAGGCGGCCAAGCGGGAGCUGGUCAAGCUGAUGAAGGUGGAGGACCCAUCUCUCCUCAACAACCGUGUCUUGCUCCAUCACGCCAAAGCCGGGACGGUCAUCGCCCGUCAAGGGGACCAGGACGUGAGCCUCCACUUUGUGCUCUGGGGCUGCCUCCACGUCUACCAACGCAUGAUCGACAAGGCCGAGGACGUCUGCCUGUUCCUGACGCAGCCCGGCGAGAUGGUGGGACAGCUCGCCGUGCUCACCGGAGAGCCCCUCAUCUUCACCAUCAAAGCCAACCGCGACUGCACCUUCCUCAAGAUCUCCAAGUCGGAUUUCUAUGAGAUCAUGCGGGAGCAGCCCAGCGUGGUGCUGAGUGUCGCCCACACCGUGGCCGCCCGCAUGUCGCCGUUCGUGCGCCAAAUGGACUUCGCCAUCGACUGGAUGGCGGUGGAAGCCGGGCGGGCACUCUACAGGCAGGGUGACAAGUCGGACUGCACCUACAUCGCGCUCAACGGGCGCCUCCGCUCCGUCAUCCAGAAGGGCAGCGGCAAGAAGGAGCUGAUUGGGGAGUACGGCCGCGGGGACCUCAUCGGCGUGGUGGAGGCGUUGACUCGGCAGCCUCGGGCCACCACGGUCCACGCGGUUCGGGACACCGAGUUGGCCAAGCUGCCCGAGGGCACCUUGAACAACAUCAAGCGCCGAUACCCCCAGGUUGUCACCCGCCUCAUCCACCUCCUGAGCCAGAAGAUCUUGGGAAACCUUCAGCAGCUCCGUGGCCCCUUCGCAAGCUCUGGCUUGGGUAUGGCCUCCAGCUCGGAGCCCACCAACCCCACCAGCAACCUGUCCACGGUGGCGGUGCUGCCGGUGUGCGACGACGUCCCCACGGCCGCCUUCACGCUGGAGCUCAAGCACGCGCUCAAUGCCAUCGGUCCCACGCUGCUCCUCACCAGCGACAUCAUCCGCGCCCGUCUUGGCUCCUCGGCCCUGGACAGCAUCCACGAGUACCGGCUGUCGGGGUGGCUGGCGCAGCAGGAGGACAUCCACCGCAUCGUCCUCUACCAAACCGACUGCACCCUCACACCGUGGACCGUGCGCUGCAUCCGCCAAGCCGACUGCAUCCUCAUCGUGGGCUUGGGCGACCAAGAACCGGCGUUGGGAGAGCUGGAGCAGAUGUUGGAGAACACGGCGGUGCGGGCGCUGAAGCAGCUGGUUCUCCUGCACCGCGAGGAUGGGCCCAGCCCGUCCCGCACCGUCGAGUGGCUCAACAUGCGCAGCUGGUGCUCGGGCCACCUCCACAUCAAGUGUCCCCGGCGCGUCUUCUCCCGCCGCAGCCCCACCAAACUGCGGGAGAUGUACGAGAAGGUGUUUGAGAAGAACGCCGACCGGCACAGCGACUUCUCCCGCUUGGCGCGCGUCCUCACCGGCAACACCAUCGCCCUGGUCCUGGGGGGCGGCGGAGCCAGGGGCUGCUCCCACAUCGGGGUGAUCAAGGCGAUGGAGGAGUCGGGGAUCCCCAUCGACAUGGUGGGCGGCACGUCCAUCGGCGCCUUCAUCGGCGCGCUCUACGCCGAGGAGCGCAGCGCCGUGCGCACCAAGCAGCGGGCGCGCGAGUGGGCCAAGUGCAUGAACUCGGUGUUCGAGACCGUCCUGGACCUCACCUACCCCAUCACCUCCAUGUUCUCGGGCUCAGCCUUCAACACCAGCAUCAACAAGGUUUUCCAGGACAAGCAGAUUGAGGACCUAUGGCUGCCCUACUUCAACGUCACCACCGACAUCACGGCCUCAGCCAUGCGGGUGCACACGGAUGGCAGCCUUUGGCGCUACGUCCGAGCCAGCGCUUCUUACACCCCCUACCUGCCACCGCUCUGCGACCCCAAGGACAGCCACUUGCUGGUGGAUGGCUGCUAUGUUAACAAUGUCCCAGGCUCGCUCUGGCGGUACGUGCGAGCCAGCAUGACCCUUUCUGGGUACCUACCGCCACUCUGCGACCCCAAGGACGGCAACUUGCUGAUGGAUGGGGGUUACAUCAACAACCCCGCAGCCGACAUCGCCCGCAACAUGGGCGCCAAGACGGUGAUCGCCAUCGACGUGGGCAGCCAGGAUGAGACCGACCUCUGCAACUAUGGGGACAGCCUGUCCGGCUGGUGGCUCCUCUGGAAACGGCUCAACCCCUGGGCUGAGAAAGUCAAGGUGCCCGACAUGGCGGAGAUCCAGUCCCGCUUGGCCUACGUGUCCUGCGUGCGGCAGCUGGAGGUGGUCAAGUCCAGCUCCUACUGCGAGUACAUCCGCCCGCCCAUCGACCGCUUCAAGACCAUGGAUUUCGGCAAGUUCGACGAGAUCUACGACGUGGGCUACGGGCACGGCAAAGUGGUGUUCGAGGGCUGGAGCCGCGGGGACGUCAUCGAGCAGAUGGUGAAGGACCGGCGCUCGGCCGACUUCUACGAGAGCAAGCGCAUGGACGUGCUGACGUGUCCCAGCGCCGGUUUCACCGAUUUGGCCGAGAUCGUCUCCCGCAUCGAACCCGCCAAACCCCCCCUGUCCGACGGUUACGCCGACGAGGAAUCCGACUACCUGACCGAAUACGAGGACGAGGGGCCCGAUCCGGCGCGGGGGGAGGACGACGCCUGCGCCCCCCCAGAGUGGGCCAGCGCCCCCGAGGCCGAGGAGGAGCAGACCCUUCGGCACCGCCCGGCCCGGGACCCCCCCGGCCCCCCCACCUGAACCCCAAACCCUCCAGGAGCCACCUCUACCUCCCUCAGGUGUCCCCACGUCCCCCCCCCCGGCACCGGCCCUUGGCCCCACUUGUCCCCAAGCUGGGGGGAUACGGGGGGGGGGGCUCCAGGGACCCCCAUUUACCCCCCCGCACUGUUGCACUGGCCCAAUUCCCCCCCCCAAGACCCUGCGGGGUGGGGAGGGGACGAGACUGCUGUAAAUGGUCCUUUUUUUUUAAUUAUUAUUAUUAUUUAAAACAAA